Messenger RNA from Microplitis demolitor, 4043 nucleotides. RefSeq lists its product as uncharacterized. The coding region runs from base 129 to 3242 and encodes 1037 amino acids. Gene Ontology annotation, biological process: regulation of transcription by RNA polymerase II. The transcript has 3 exons. The record is from RefSeq and is a predicted model, not a curated record. Gene Ontology annotation, molecular function: zinc ion binding; DNA-binding transcription factor activity; RNA polymerase II cis-regulatory region sequence-specific DNA binding. Gene Ontology annotation, cellular component: nucleus. Lineage: Eukaryota; Metazoa; Arthropoda; Insecta; Hymenoptera; Braconidae.
UCCGCCAUAGCGGUGUGUACUUUAUUAUCCGAGUGUUUGUAGCAAAACGUCUGACGCGACGCCUUACCGACGCUCGGCGUCAUUUUCUAUUAAUGCGCUAACGGGAUCAACAUAAAGAAAAAUAAAAAAUGGAAAAUAGAUCAGCGGCUACACUGCGGUCUCGACGAGUUUGCCGAUUCUGCUUGUGCGAGAAUGAGCCAUUGCACUUCAUCUAUGAGAGAGAUCCAUCCAGGCCCUUUCAGGUCCCGCUAUCACUGCAAAUAAUGUCUUGUGUCUCUAUUGAGGUAUAUGCAGCUGAUGGAAUGCCUCAAAUGAUUUGCAAAAUGUGCCGUUGGAAUUUAGACCGUUCAUACAAAUUCAAACUCCAAUGCAAAAAAGCUGACGAUGCAUUGCGAGCAUACCCAGCAACAGGAGUGUUGCCUCGUCCCUUCCCGCCAAUAACCAACGACUCGAUGGACAGCGCUGGUAACAAGCGCUCAGCCGACCAGCGAACCCAAUCCGAACAAUCACUGAAGAAGCCGCGAGUAGAUAACGGGGAUCGCGAACGCAGAGAACGCGAACGUCAAGAAUCAGUCAAGUCAGAUCGCGAGGAGAUGUACAAAGAGGAGCAUCGUGACAGCGAAGCUGACGAGGAGAGCAUGGAUGACAAGUCUGGUAAAUUGGAACCUGGUGAAAUUCGCGUUCACGCAUGCGAUCAGUGUGACCGAACAUUCCCACUACGUCAAUCUUUGGUGCUUCACAUCCAACGCGCUCAUCGUGACCGCACUCACAAGUGCACAGAGUGCGACCGCAUGUUCUUCUCCAAGUACGAUUUGCAAAAGCACAUGAGCACUCACGCUGAGGAGAAGCCGUACUCCUGCACAAUUUGCCAGAAAACUUUCACGCGUGCGAAUCUUUUAGCCCGCCAUGAGAAGAUUCAUCACGAGGACAUGCGUCACAGCUGUCAACACUGCGACCGCGAGUUUUUCUCCCGCGAAGAUCUUGAGAAGCACGAGGACACUUCACAUAAAUCUAUAAAACCUUUCUCAUGCAACAUCUGCAGCAAACGCUUCACUUACAAGCAGAGUCUUGAGCGCCAUGAGAUGCAGCACUCAGAAGACAAGAGUUUCACUUGCGAGUACUGCAAAGAAGCAUUCAGGACCAGCACUAAACUGGCACGUCAUUUACAAACUCAUGCUGGACAUCGUCCGUAUUUAUGUAAGUUGUGUCCUCGCGACUUCUUGCUCUCCCAUCACCUGUCUCGUCACAUGCGCACCCACUCCGUGGAGAAGCGGCACAUCUGCGAGGAGUGUGGCAAGGCAUUCAAACGCAAAGAGAGUCUUGAAGUCCACCAGCUCACUCACAGCAAACGCACUGGUUUAGGGUUGACUUGUGACGUCUGUCAAGAGACUUGUCGCAACCGCGCAGACUACGUGACUCACAUCAAGCAGCACAUUGAGGCGGGAGAAAAAAUGGGACCAGAUGGUCUCUCACCGGAGAUUAAAGAGAAAAUGGAGACCGAGUCUGAAGAGGAAGAUGAAGAAGAACAAUUCUCAGACGGUGACGACGAUUAUGAGCCACCGGCUUCCCUGCUUAAGAAAUAUCCAAAGUCUAUUUCCAAACAGUCUGAGGAAAGCGAGGAAGAACCUGAGCAGCGCGUCGUCAAGGAAGAGCCCAAGGAGCAGGUGGUCUUUGUCCGUGCUAAGGAUGGACAGAUUGUCAAAAAGACAAUAAAGACAAUGAUGCCGUCUCAGCGUAAAGAAACAGCUGAGACGAGAGUCGUGGCCAAGGCAAGUCCCAGCCAGUCCACCACCAAGGUCCAGCAUUCCAAGCAAUCUGAUGGGUCACCCAAGGGAGCUGGGGCUCGUGCCGAUGACACUGAAGCCGAGGUACAGAAGAUUGUUGCUUCAGUGUUCCAAGAACACAAAAUGUCAUUAAAACAACAAAACAUUCCACAGGAACCUCCAGCGAAGAGCCAGGUCACUCGCUCCCAGGUCAUCAAGGAGGAGAAAGUUGAAGGAGGCACUCCCAAAACUGUCCAGGUAACUAAGCGUAUUAUUGUACGUAAACCAGCAGCCAAUGAAACAACAACAACCACUACUACUACCACCACCACUACCCCAGCUGCUGCUCCAGCUAAAGAAGCAGCAGCGGACGCCAAGUCCACGACACCCGCUGUUAAAAGCACCAAGAGAGUUAUCGUACGCAAAAUAAUUCGUAAAGGUAAUACUGAACAUGUCGAGUGGAGAUAUCAGGACGGUACUGAAAUAGACGCUGCUGAUCUCGCGAAACUGACCACCGGUCAAAUUGUCAAGCGGGUCAUCAAGACAAUCAGUAAACCCAAGGUACCGCAAGCUGUCAAAGUGUCCACUGAACAACGCGCUGCUGCUACUACCGAGGCGCCUAAAUUUGAAUUGAAGACAUCGCAGUCUAGCACGACCGUUGCACCAGUGACUAUAACUCCGGUGGCUCCGGUUGUAGAUAAGAAUGAUAAGAUUUCAGAGAAAGUUGAGCAGCUAGAGAAAACUGUCGCUCAACAGCGUCUUCAGAUCGAGGAACUGCGUUUGAGAAAAGACACAUAUGAGCCGAUGGACGACAUGCUUCCAGAACGACAUGACUCUGAGGACGAACAAGAAUUGCCGUUGAAACGCGUGUUUGUUAAAACAAACCAGAGUAUUUAUGACGAGGAAAAAACUUACAGCGACUUGUUGGAUGAUAAGAGCGUGACGAUAAAGAAGAUAGAGAAGAAUAAAGAUAAAAUUGAGAAGAAAGUUCUCAUAAAAACUGAAGAACCUUCAGAAGUUGAGCAGAUGAGCAUUGAAAUCAACAGCAUGAUGGCUGAAGCCGAAGCCAAGAAAGCAGCAGCCGCCGCUGAAGAAGCUGUCGAGGCCGUCGAAGAAUUGGAGCCCGAGAAACCGGCUGAUGAACAAAUGGAAGUCGAGCAGUCAGAGGAACCCGAAAAGGAGGCAAUGGAGCUCAAUGAUUCCGCGGCCGAAAAAAAUGAUGUCUCCAAAGUCGAUGCUGAACAGGAGGAAGAAAAACAAACGGAUGAAGAAGCUGUAGUUGCAGCACUCGAGCAGCAAGACGAUCCAGAGUCAUCGGAUAUUUUUGACGCUCCUUCUUCGCCUCUGAGCCAGAAAACAAAUUCAAAUCUUGAUGAUUCGGUGGUUGCUCUGAGUCAGGCCAACGAUACCAUUAAUUUAAAUGACACUAAUGACAGUCAGGACAGCUUGGAAGACAAACUUUCACGAAUGGAUGGUUAGUUAUUUUUUAUUAUUUUAAUAUUGUAUGACAAUUUAAAAAGUAAUGUGGAAUAAUUAAUCAAUUAAUUAAUAAUAAUUUUAUUAUUGUUAUUAAUUCUUACAAUAAUUCAGGAUCUACCGGUUCAAUUUUAUUCUACUGAUAUAUUAAAUAUAUAUAAAUAUAUAUAAAUUAAAGAUAUUAAGUAACGAAUAAAGCAUUUUUUUUUGAAAAAAUAUAGAUGUUAAUCCAUAAAAAUAAUCUUCCCUCAAAUUUCAAAUUUUAUUUUCAUAUUUCUAUGGGAUUUUUAUUUUUUCUUAAAUGCUUAUGAUUAUUCGCGGAACUUUGAAUUUAUUUGAUGUUAAUUAAGACAAAUAAAUAAUUGGUAGUGCGUUGUGAUGAUGAGUGGAGAAAAAAAUUAAUUACUGCACGUACUAUGAUUACUUUGAAUUUAAAUGAACAUAUUUCUUUUUUUAACAAAUUAAAUUUUUAAAAAGUCAUAAAUAUAUUAUGAGUAAUAAGCAAAUGGGAGGAUAAUAAAUUGUAAAUAUAUCACAGAUUGUUCCUAGAGGCGGUAAAAAAAAUGGUGGAUAAAAAAUUGAUUUUAUGUAUAUAUAAAAAUCGAUGAUAAUUUUCUUGGAGAAUAGAGGCAAUGAAUUGUUUGAUCUUCAUGUAGAUCUUGAUUUGUUCAAGGAACAAUAUUGAUAUAAAAUUUGGUUAUAUAAUAAUAGUACAAGCAGUAAAGAUAAAGAAUAUAAAAUUAUAAUUAUAAUUAUAAAAUAAAAUUUUAAUUAUGUAAACCAGCAUUUGAGAUAAAAUAAUCA